ACACGUUACGUCACAUCCGCUGAGUGGACACGCCGUACGAGAUCCGCUCACGCAUCGCCCUGGUAGUCCGUAACGUACCGCAGAUUUCUGGAUCAAUCUCCACUUCUUCACGAUACCUGCACAUAGUGUAUACAUGUGACACGGCGGCCCCACUAAGAUGUAUGGAGUCUGCCUGAUGGUAGCAGAGUGUGGUGAACCUGUAUUGGAGGAAAGCUAGUCCACGGAUGGCCUGCCAGUCUGUCCAGUCUAUCGCUGCAAUCAUGGACGAGCAGGCCCUGCUCGGGCUCAAUCCAAAUGCUGACGCCCGAUACAGGCAGCGGGCCAUGGCCUACUUCGAGCAGCUGAAGGAGUCCCAGGACGCCUGGGAAGUUUGCGCCGAUGCGCUGGCUAAAGGCAUUUAUAAUGAUGACCAUGUGAAGUUCUUCUUGUUCCAAGUCUUGGAGCAUCAGAUCAAGUAUCGACACGAUGCCCUGAGCGGUCCUCAGCAGCAGCUCAUCAGAGAGACGCUGAUGAAAUGGCUGCAGGGACAGCUGAUGAACAGCCAGCCCGAGAAGCCCUUCAUCCGCAACAAGGCGGCGCAGGUGUUUGCGCUGACCUUCGUCAUGGAGUACCUGACCCUGUGGCCCAAGUUCUUCUUCGACAUCCUGUCGCUGGUGGGGCUGAACCCAAACGGCGUGGACGUGUACCUGCGCACGCUCAUGGCCAUCGACGCGGAGGUGGUGGACCGCGACACGCUGCACUCGACCGAGGCAAGGAAUCUGAUAUACAACAGCACCUUUCAAGACACGCGCAGGAACACCCUGAUCAAGGACACCAUGAGGGAGCAGUGCAUCCCCAACCUGGUGGAGUCCUGGUUCCAGAUCCUGCAGGCCUACCAGCAGACCCAGCCCGAGAUCACCUGCCAGUGCCUGGAGGUGGUGGGCUCCUACGUGUCGUGGAUCGACCUCAACCUCAUCGCAAACGACCGGUUUGUGAACCUGUUGCUGAGUCAGAUGUCCGUGGAGGAGCUCAGGGAGGAGGCGUGCGACUGCCUGUUUGAGAUCGUCAACAAGGGCAUGGACCCGGUGGACAAGACCAAGCUGGUGGAGUCCCUCUGCCAAGUGCUGCAGUCGGCCGGCUUCUUCCACGUCGAGCAGGAGGAGGACGUGGACUUCCUUGCCAAGUUCUCGCGGCUGGUGAACGGCAUGGGCCAGAGUCUGGUGCUGAGCUGGACCAAGCUGGUGAAGGCGGGCGACGUGAAGGCGGCCAACGACACGCUGCAGGCGCUGGAGGGCAAGGUGCCGCUGCUGCUGCAGCUGCUGGUGCAUGCCGACGACGACAUCUCCGCCAACAUCGUGGCCUUCUGCUACGACUACCUGCACGUGCUCAAACAGCUUCCACAGCUGACGGACCAGCAGAAAGCCAACAUAGAGGCCAUCAUGCUGGCCAUCAUGAAGAAGCUCACCUACGACGACGAGUACAACUUUGACAACGAGGGCGAGGACGAGGCCAUGUUCGUGGAGUACAGGAAGCAGCUGAAGAUGCUGCUGGACCGGCUGGCGCAGGUGUCCCCCGACCUUCUGCUGGAGGCCGUGCGGAGGGUCUUCAACAACACCAUGCAGAACUGGCAGACGGCGUCCUUCAUGGAGGUGGAGGUGGCCGUCCGGCUGGUGUACAUGCUGGGCGAGGCCCUGCCCGCCUCCCACGGGGCCCACUUCACGGGCGACGCCACCAAGGCCAGCGUGCUGCAGGAGAUGAUGCGCACGCUGGUGUCCUGCGGGGUGAGCGGGUACCAGCACACCUCGGUGUCCCUGGAGUUCUUCGAGACGGUCGUCCGCUACGAGAAGUUCUUCCUGGUCGAGCCUCACCACAUUCCAUUAGUUCUGGUGGCGUUUCUGGACCAAAGGGGCCUGAGACACGGCAGCCCUAAGGUCAGGAGCAGGGUGGCCUACCUCUUCUCUAGAUUCGUCAAAACCCUACAUAAGCACAUGAACGCCUUCAUCGAGGACAUCCUGCGGCAGAUCCAGGACCUCCUGGAACUCUCCCCGCCCGAGAACGGCUUCCCAGCGCUGCUGACCAGCGACGACCAGCUCUUCAUGUUCGAGACGGCGGGCAUCCUCAUCGUCCACGGCGACGGGCCGGCGGAGCGGAAGCAGGGGCUGAUGCGCAGCCUGCUGGGGCCCCUCAUGGAGGCCUUCGGCCUGCUGCUGGACAAGCUGUCCCGGGAGACGGAGGCCGAGCGGCAGGCGGCGCUGGGGGACUGCCUCAGCCACGCCGUGGGCUUCGCCAGCCGCACCAGCAAGGCGUUCAGCAACAAGCAGACGGUGAAGCACUGCGGCUGCACCCAGGUGUACCGCGACUGCCUGCAGGCCUUCCUGCCGGCGCUGGGCUGCCCCGUGCAGCGCGGCCCGCUGCGCAGCGCGGUGCGCUCCUUCCUCCACCGCAUGAUCAUCUGCCUGGAGGAGGAGGUGCUGCCCUUCGUGCCCGCCGCCUCCGAGCACAUGCUGAAGGACUGCGAGGCCAAGGACCUGCAGGAGUUCAUCCCCCUCAUCAGCCAGAUCACCGCCAAGUUCAAGGGCCAGGUGUCCCCCUUCCUGCAGCAGGUGUUCAUGCCCCUGGUGGUGGCCAUCUUUGAGAUCCUGGGCCGUCCGGCGGAGGAGAACGACCAGACGGCGGCGCUGGAGAAGCAGAUGCUGCGGCGGAGCUACUUCACCUUCAUCCAGACCAUCGCCAGCAGCGGCAUGAACGAGGUCAUGGCCAACCAGGGGGCGGAGAACAUCGAGAAGGUUCUGUUCACCAUCAUCCAGGGAGCAGUGGACUUCCCCGACCCCAUCGCCCAGAAGACCUGCUUCAUCGUCCUGUCCCGCUUGGUGGAGCUCUGGGGUGGGGAGGGUGGCAUGGUCGGCUUCCCAGACUUCAUCUACAAACACAUCGUUCCUGCCUGCUUCCUGGCCCCCCUCAAACCGACCUUUGACCUCACAGAUGCCCAGACCAUCCUGACACUUUCAGAAUGUGCACUUACAUUGAAGAUGAUUUAUAAUAAGCGGGGGCCGGAGUUCAUCCAGUUCCUGCAACAAGAUUACCUCCCCUCACUGCAAGUGGCUCCAGAAAUCACUCAGGAGCUGUGUCAAGUGCUACAGCAACCAGACGUCAAAGUUUUCAAAAACUACAUAAAGGCAUUCUUUCAGAGAGCCAAACUUUAGCUGUGCAGAGAAGGACAGAGAGGACAAACGACUGGAAUUCAUUGGGACUUCAAAGGACACUGCCGAGAGAAUAGUUGCCUGCGCCAUUUACAGACAAAACAAAUGGAACUUUAGCAUAGGAGCUGCUUUUUGCACUUAGAGAAGACCCCUCCCCCCCCCCCACACACAAAUACAGAGUCAAGCUGCAAAACAAAAACCUGAUCCAAGCCGGUUGAGGUGGGUGGAGGGGGCGACAGGUUCAGAGACCCAGCUCGCUGAAGCCAAGUCGGGCCUGGAAUGGGGGCCCCUCAAGGGUGACCCCUCCAGAGGCCUGACCCAAAAUACGACGUGUGUGUGUGUGUGUGUGUGUGUGUGUGUGUGUGUGUGUGUGUGUGUGUGUGUGUGUGUGUGUGUGUGUGUGUGUGUGUGUGUGUGUGUGUGUUACGACGAUGGGAACGCUCUGGAUUGGUGAUGAGCCACUCGGCGAGACGGAACUCCAUAUAUUUGGAAAAAAGGGCGACCGGAAAGAAAGUAGGAAAAGGCUUCCUCAGAGCUGGAACGCAACGAAAGGAAGCCCAGGUUAUUUUUUGGUUUUGAUCGCGCAUCUCGGAUGAUGUGCUGAAUAUGGCCUACGGUUCGAUUUCUUGAAAGCUAGCCUUGUUAGUUAGAAAGUUUUUAUUUAGAAAUGAUUUGUUUCAUCCUUUUGGACUGGUUUGGUGCCACGUGAAUCAUUUUGCAUACAUUUCAAUUUUUUUUUUAAGGGCUGAACUGUUUUAUGAAAUGUGUGUGUUCCUUUUUUUUUAUGCUGAUGAAUGCUUGAGAAAUUGUUUAGUUUCGAGUGACAUAAUUUGGGAGCUCCGAGCUUAAUGACCCUGGGUCAUUAUUGUACACCGAUUUAUGGAAGAAACAAAAAAAAAACUUUCUGUCGUGCAAAUCCAGCCGCAGCCUUCUGACAUCUCAUUUCCCUGUUCCGACCCCCUUGUUGAUCGCUUGACAAUUCUAUUUUUGUGACGGGGGUCAGCUGUAGAUAUCCAUGUGCUGUUUAUCUCCUGUACGGCGUAGCCCCAGAACGGUUCUUACCCAUAAGCCACCUCGUCUAUCGCGUGAACGGUUCGAGACCAAACCGCACCUGGUGGUCGAUGCGUCGGUCCAAGGGGAGGGAAAACGGUAACCCAAAACGAUGGAACUAAAAUGUAAAUAAGAGAAUACGAUGUACAUACAUUGCUGAGGUUUAGCUUUUUAAAAAGAAGAAAUGCAGGGUGAAAAAGGAAUGAUUCUCAUCAACUAAUGUUACUAAUGCAAAUAGUGUCCGAAACUUGAACCGGUUGGCCCUGUAUCUAAUAUCCACCAAGUAGACUCAAUCUCUACCGCUGUCGGGACUCUCAAUGAAAGGAUUAUGCAAUACUGUGAAGCUACCGGUCAACUUGCAGCCAAUAGAAAAGAGUGCUUCAUCUAACGCUAUGUAGGUGUUGAGGGUCCACCAAUCAGUGCUGCCUUGGGAUCUAAUUGUGUUUUGUUUAUUAGUUUUACGUGUCCGUAGUGUAUCACCUGCUACUCAUCUACAUCCUGGUUCACUUGUAAACCUUUUACUUGGUCAAAGCAGCGCUAAGCUCUGAGUGAAAACCUCCAUACGUUGCUGUGAUCACACACUCAAGUGUAAUUUUAAGACGACACACUUGAGUGCAUCUGAAAUAACCACACAUCCAUGAACUCUAAUUGCUUCUGAAAUAACCACAUCUAUUAACUGUACCCACCUGCACUCAACUGCUUUGAAGCGGUAUUGACGGGCUAUUCAUAUGCUGCAGUGGACUAGGCUGCUUAGUCAUCUUUUAAACUUUCAAGCACAUCAUGGAAUCAAAGACUAUUUCCCCCCCUCCUUCCUCGAACCAUUCAAUAAGCUUGUUUGAAGUCCUGUCUUACCACAGCAGGUAGAGAAGUGCUUCAGUGGGUACUUUUAAUAGAAAGCUCUUUGCAAGUUUAAACGUCUUAUGCAAACACAGGAAUACUUGAGUCUUAACCACAUGUCUAUUUUAACCACCUUGGAGCUACUGUACAUAGGUUUGACUAGAUUAGCCGAUAUCAGUUUUCUUUUGAUGGAUGCUCACUUUGCAGGGGUUCAUGACGAUGAGGUUACAUGGCACGUGAAUUAAUUUGGACGGCGAGGUUUGGCUCGGUUUUUGAUAUUGCAUUGAACUCUUCUGCUCGACCAUCGGAGUACCAAUAAAGUGUUAAAUAAUCUGGAGGAAUCAACUCAUUGGAACAUUGAUAAUUAUUGUAAUUCUAAUUUGCAUUUAAGCUCCAUGCGUCCAAAAGUUUGUUUGAUCGUAGGGGAAGAACACGAAAACUGCAAUCUUUGAUUGCAUCGGCUGUAACCAAGCAGUUUAUUAUAAGGCGAGGUCGCUCUCAAUAUGGCAUUGAUCGAUUAUCUACACAUACAGAAAAAAAAAAAAGAAGCGAGGACUUCAUUUUGUUCCGCUCAAAUAAAAAGUUUUCAAAAUAAAGUUUUUAAGAAUAAAACAAAUCAAAGAACAUCUCUUUGGGAUGUUUGAACAUCAGUCUUUAGAGGCCUUUUCCCAUCCGUUCAUUAGUUUUCCGUGAGCUGUGCCCACCACCAGACAGCUGCUUCUCCUCCCAAACGUCCCGGUUUAUGUGCAUAGAGUUCCCGGUAGAAGCGCGGCCGCCUCCUCAGCCCUUAAUCACCGCGAUCGGCCGGAGUUUGAUGGCUUUCUUGCUGAUGCCGGCGUCGUGGCACGUGUUCACGACAUCUGUGACGUUUUUGUACGAGUCGGGAGCCUGCGGACACACGAAUGUUAAGAAAACCGUGAAAAACAGAAACGUGUGUAGGACCGUCUGACUAUAAGCUGCAGUGUAUCGAUGCCCCUACCUCCUCCAUGACGAGCUUGGGAGAGGCGACCCUGAUAGCGAUGCCCUGGUCGGCCAGUUUGUCCAGCACGUCCUGGAAGUCGAAGUUACGACGGGCUUUCGCUCGGGAUAGAGCACGACCCUUUGGAACGAAAAAGACAACACAGGUUCAAUGCUUGUUGAUUAAAGGGUUUGUAGUGGGACACUCUUUCAGCUGAGGGAUCGCCUGCUUAACGAUACAUGGCGGAACCUCAGAGCUUUUAUAAAGUUCUACCGAAAGGAAGAAGGCAAGCAAGUUUAUUUAUUGUAAUAGUAGU
Messenger RNA from Gadus chalcogrammus (walleye pollock), 6340 nucleotides. It is a transcript of the gene xpot, whose product is annotated as exportin, tRNA (nuclear export receptor for tRNAs). The coding region runs from base 225 to 3182 and encodes 985 amino acids. NCBI's taxonomy places the organism in Eukaryota, Metazoa, Chordata, Actinopteri, Gadiformes, Gadidae. The record is from RefSeq and is a predicted model, not a curated record. Gene Ontology annotation, molecular function: tRNA binding; small GTPase binding. The transcript has 25 exons. Gene Ontology annotation, biological process: tRNA re-export from nucleus. Gene Ontology annotation, cellular component: nuclear pore; cytoplasm; nuclear matrix.